ACUCCUGUGGAAGGUUGUGAAGGUGUCUGGAAAACUGGCCGAGUUUAUCCCGUCAACGAGGACUAGGACCAUUAAUUACAAAAGACAAGACAUUAUUUUAGUAUCCUUCUCUUUAUGAAAUGUUUCAUGAUCCCGCGGACGAAACGCACAGAAAACCACGUCAACUUAGGAAUACACCACUACAGAAAUAUGUUCGACUCGCGGCACUUACUGUAACCCUUUUAUACGCUGGUGCGAUGUAUAUUUCUUGGAGAAGAAAUGUCGUUCCAUUGUUAAAUGACGAAAAUAUAAUCAGAGAAUUCACUCUCCCAAGAGACGAGAGAGAUAUGUUAGAAGAUUACAACACAAUUCCAUUUUUGAAAGGUAUUAUUGAAAAGUUGAGUGAUAGACAACGAACUAAAUCUAAAGCAGAAGCUGAAUUAGAAAAUAUGCAGGCUAAAGCUGAAUAAAGUUUAAACAACAGAAUAUUCAAAGUUUACAUAACAGUAAUGGAUAUUGAAAAGAAUGGAUUCUGUAAACCUAGUAGUUUAGAAGGAAGAUUGAGAUUAAGGAAAAAUGAUAAGGAAAGUAUGGAUAACAAGGUCCUUCCUAACAAUAAUGAAUCUAAUACGGAUGAUACUGCUUGUACAUCUCAAUCUCCACUUGAUGACAGUAUAUUGGAUUUUAAAUCGCCAAAAAGAAUACAUUCCAUGCAAUCGAAAAUUAUUAAUAGUAACAGAUUUCCAGAUAAAGUCAAAAAGAAAGUACUCCAUUCUAAACCUAAAAUUAUUAUAAAUGAAAAGAAAUCUAAAAGUGGAAAACCAUUACAGAGUAAAAAGAUUCGUGAUAUACAACAACCAUUAAUUGAAUCAUCUUUUUUUAAAUCUGAAAAGAAAGAAAUAGAGUCACCGCAAAGUUCAACUGUUGUACAAACUGCUUUUGUAUGUCCAUUGUGUUUUAAAAAUCUUAAAGAUGAAAAUUCACAAGCUGUACAUAUGAAGAGUUGUGCCACGAAAAAUAACAUGUCUACAAAAAAAUUAAUGGAUGCUGUGGAAUUACAAGAACGGCAAGCUGCAGAAAGAAAAUCAUUGGGGCUUCUCUCCGCUCCUAUAUUACAAGACAAAAAGAAAUCUGCUCCUCGUAAAAUAGCAUCGCUUGAUGAUCCUGAUCUUCAACUUGCUUUAGCCCUUUCCAAAUCUCUAUAUGAAAAAGAGGAAAUGGAAAAAUGGGAUGAAGUUCAGAUCGUAGCAAUAUCCUCUAAUCCAUCAGUAUCAGAUAAUAAUGCAGAAUGUCCUCAGAAAGCAACAUUGCAAAAUUUUGGGUUUAGUAGCAGUAGAAAUGUAUUACCAACAAACAAUUUGCCCACCAGUAGAACUAAGAAAAGAAAGCCUAUUGAACCAACCAUUUUGCAAAGACGUACAGCUCUAGAAAGAGAACGUAUUUUAACAGAGAGAAUAGCUGAGAUACUUAUGGAUUGUAAAGAUUUUACUCAAAGAUCUCAGGAAAAAGUAGAAGAGUCUAAUGGCGUUAAAGAGAAGAUUGACAUAAAGAGUCAAUUACUUCAACAAUUACGUCAAAUUGAGAAUACAUUGUGGGAUAGAACAAAACUAAUUCUAACUAAAGAUAUAUUUUAUGUAAAACAACUAUUGCCUCAAAUAAUACCAUUAGAAAAGAAAGAGCAGAAAUCAAAUGAAGAGAAGAAUGCUAUAAAGCUUAUGGAAUUAAACAUAAACAACGAAAAUUCUUUAAAUAAUGAACAAAUGCAAGAAAUAAAAGAUAUACAGGACGUUAUAAAAACAAUGGACACUAAUGAAGCAUUAACGAUUUCUUCAAAUAUUAAUAUAUGUUGUAAAGAAAAGCAAUUUCUUGACAAUUUAGCUACAAAUUGGAGAAAUAUACUAAAUGAUAGUUUUGCAAGUGAUAUUAUUGUGUUCGUUAGAAAUAGCAAACACAUAUGGACGCAUAAGUUGGUUUUCUAUACACGUUGCGCAAAUAUUUUACUUGAUGUAAUAUCUAAUGAUACAGAGUUCUCUACUGCAAAAGAAAAAAUUUGUUGGCUUGAUACAGACUAUAAUGUCGCCAUGGCCUUUUUAGAAUUUAUUUAUUGUGGUAUAAUCGAUAAGUAUUCAAAAAUACUUGAUUCUCAGAUAACUUUAUCUGGUAUUAGAGCUUUAGGAAGGAAAUACAAAAUAAACGAUUUAUUUGUUUAUUUGCGUCAAAAGAAAUCUAAAUCUACAGCAGAAGUUAAACAUAAUUGUAAUACUUAUGAAAAAAGUACAGAAAAUGUACAUCCAAAUAUAGAAACAACUUUUGAUGUUUCAAAAUUAAAUAAAUCUUUCAACAAAUCACCAAAUUGUACGCAUAAUGUUGUGAAAAACAUUCCAUGCUCUCAGAAAACACUAUUAGAGGGUGUUAAUGAUGAUUUAUACCUUCUUGAAAAUAAUUACGCAGCUGCAAAGAACGAGUACAUUUUGCAAGACGAAAAAGAUACUUCACUGAAAUUAUCAGAGGAAAUGAAUUUCAAGAGCAACACACUGGCAAAACGAGAAACUAGUGUAUCUCCUGACAUGUUUGAUGAAACAUUUGUGAUGAAGCACAAUGAUAAAUCUACAGUACACUCUAAAGAUUUGGAAGAUUCUAAUAUCCAUAUAUUACUGAAUUUGCUCAAACAAGAUGCAGAUGUUGAUAUCUGUAAUCAAAAAUUAUCAACUGCAAAACCCCAGAAUACAAAACAUUUAAAGUUAGAUAGAAGUACAUCUAUUUGUUUGAAAAAUUUGGAACAAAGUGUAGAAAUUAAUCCAGUCGAAUCAAAUUCUCUGAAAUUUUCUAUCAAUGAUAUGCAUAACAAUUUUUUAAUGGAUAUAUCCCAAAACAAUAUAUCUGAAUGUAGUCAGGAUUUUUCAAAGAUAAUAAAACAGAAAAGUAAUAUCACAUUAUUUAUCGAAGAAAUCCAGAAAGAAAACGCGGAAUCGGAUGCGUUGAUAAAUGCCACAGAGAUGGAAUGUUCUGUACAAAUAUCUUCUAUAAAGCAUAAGAAUCCAUUUUGUAUAGAUAAAUACGAUAACUCCAAUCUUCAACCUUAUGAUAAUGAUGAACAAUCAGUUGAUACAGAGAAAAAACCCAGUAGAUUAUCUAUAAUAGAGCAGUGUAUGCAGUCAUAUGCUGCCAAAAAUCCAGAAUUUUAUUCUCGUCUUUCUAAUGAAGAUGUAAAAGAUGUUAAACAGACUAAUAAUUCGCACAUAGAUUCUCUAUUAUCUAAAAAGAUAACAGAAUCUUCCCAUAAUAAUAUAUUGAAUUGUACACAAAACUUUACUUUAUCAGAUGAGAGAAAUGUUUCAGAACAAGUCACAACUGUACCGAUAGUAUGUUCACAACAUACUGAAACAAUGAAUCGAUCGCUUAGCGAAACAAUUUUUGAUUUAGAAACGAAUGAGAAAGAGAUUUCUAUGUAUUCUAAAUAUAUGAGAGAUCACAAGGACAAUAGCAUAGCAAAGUAUCGAAGAGCAAUCAGUAGAAAUAAGUCAGAUAAUAAUCUAUCUAAUAAAAGUAUAUUAUCUGAUUUCCUCAAUGAAGACAGUAAUGUUAAUAAGGCUGAAAAAGAUGAAAUUUUGACUCAAUCUGUUUUGACACAAAAAGAUGUAGAUGUAAUUGUUUCAUCAGAUUCAGAUGUUGAAAGUACAUCUUCCAAUGUUAGCCAUAUCUUAGAGAACAAUGACUCCAGCUGUGAAAAUAUCAUGUCUCAUUCUCUGCAACAAUCUAAAAAAGAAAUAGAAAAAAACAAAAAGGAUAUGACAAAUGAAAAAAACAGUCAAUCCUUCGAAAUUAACAAAUUUUCAAAAGCAAUGACGACAUACUUGGAAGAAAAAAAAAAUAUUAAUAGCGCAAAAUUAAAUCCAGAUAAGUUAAAUACUACAGAGAUAAUGACACAAAAAUAUAAAUUUAAUGAAUUAAAUGAUGCUCAGAAAAAGGAGUCUAUACCAAGUCCGAUCAUGGUAUCUUCUAGCCCAGAUUUUUUAAAUAAUGAAAGCUGCAGUCCAAUUCUACAUAUGGAAGACUUGCUUCAAGGUAAACUUUGUACCGAAAAUGUAUCAGGAUUAGAGGCUUGUAAAUUAAGAAAGUCAACCACUUUUUCUUUUGAUUUUGAAGACGAUAUAUAUCUUGCAAAUGUUGAUAUUGAUAAAUAUGAGAAACAACAUAUUUUGGAGAAGAGUCGAUCAUUUAACAUAUCAAGUAUAAGAAAAUUUAAUAAUAGUAGUACACGCAAAAGCAAUGAUAAAAAUAAUCAUGGAAAUAUCAAAGGGAGAGAUAUAGCAGCAAAUUAUUGUGGAAACUUAGAUAAUAAUGUUACAUCUUUGACUCAAAAUUUUACAAGUGUUAAGAAAUUUAAAAAGAAAUCUUUAUCCGAGGGACAGAUUAACACAAAUAGAUUACGUAAUCAAGGAGUGUCCAAACAAUUUCAAUGUAAUUACAUCCAGAACAUUGGAAAUGCAAAAAUGCUUAAAAUAACUGAUAAAGAUGUUACACCUCCGCCUAUUUACAACGAUAUGAGUACUCCUGAAUUACACAAAGAGAUGAAGAAAUAUGGAUUAAAGGUACAAAAACGUAGCAGAGCUGUAAAAUUAUUAACGCAUAUUUAUAAUGAACUUCAUCCUUUAAUGCCUGAGAAAACAAUAGAACAACAGGUCACUGAAAUUUCGAGCGAUGAAAAUGAGGAACCUCCAUUGAAGAAACGAAACGUAGAUGAUAACAGUUUCGAAAAAUUGAGCAAUUCAGAAGACAGUGAAAAUGAAUUGCUUUGUUCUCAAGAUAGCAAUGAUAGUAUAAGCCCUACAAAAGAAACACUCAACAAAGAAAUGGAAUUUUAUGAAACCGAGUCAUCAUCGGUACUGGAAAAUUCAUCGAAUAUUACAGAAGCCUUUAUGAAACUAAUCAAUAUUGAUAAAGCUUUACAUAAUAAAAUAUUACAAUAUGAGCCAGUGAAUAUUGAUCAUUUGCGUUGUAUGUUGCAAACACAUGGAUUUAAAUGCAAUUUGCCUAAUCUCAUGAACUUUCUAGAUCAACAGGUGCGUUUUCUUUAUUACAUUUUAUUCACCAGAACAGAAUGCCAAGAGAACUCGCAGAAAAGCAUAAUUCAUCAAUAUUUACAAUUUCUUUAUAAUUAAUUCUUUAUAAUUAACCCUAGCUAUACACACUGGAAUCCCCGGGGCUCCAGCGCAAUUUUCUAAAUCAACAUUUUUUUUGCGUUUAAAAAUUUUUUUUUCUUUGAUCUCAAUAUCCUAACCUCUAAUCCUAAUCUCAAAACUUCUUAUGUUUAUCAAUUUUUACACAUUAUAGACUUGUUCCUUAAUCAAUUCUCUAUCGAUUGAAAAAAAAAUUAAUUGAAAUAUAUCCAUUUCAACAGAAGUUACGGUACAAAACAAACAAAUAUGGAUGGGAUCCUAGGGACCUCAGUGUGUAUAUCUAGAGUGUAAGA
This is a messenger RNA of Atta colombica, 5452 nucleotides long. RefSeq lists its product as uncharacterized. Gene Ontology annotation, biological process: resolution of meiotic recombination intermediates; meiotic DNA double-strand break processing; interstrand cross-link repair. Gene Ontology annotation, cellular component: nucleus; Slx1-Slx4 complex. The record is from RefSeq and is a predicted model, not a curated record. The transcript is spliced from 10 exons. Bases 489 to 5141 code for a protein of 1550 amino acids. NCBI's taxonomy places the organism in Eukaryota, Metazoa, Arthropoda, Insecta, Hymenoptera, Formicidae. Gene Ontology annotation, molecular function: enzyme binding.